This is a messenger RNA of Oncorhynchus nerka (sockeye salmon), 1331 nucleotides long. RefSeq names its product ATP synthase subunit gamma, mitochondrial-like. The transcript is spliced from 10 exons. The record is from RefSeq and is a predicted model, not a curated record. Gene Ontology annotation, molecular function: proton-transporting ATP synthase activity, rotational mechanism. Gene Ontology annotation, biological process: proton motive force-driven ATP synthesis. NCBI's taxonomy places the organism in Eukaryota, Metazoa, Chordata, Actinopteri, Salmoniformes, Salmonidae. Bases 69 to 953 code for a protein of 294 amino acids.
UCCGUCCACAUCCUGCCAUUUACUUGCGCUUGCGCAGUCCUGCGAGUCUGACCUUCAUCGAAGUAAUUAUGUUCGCCAGGACCAGCGCGUUGGUGUUCCUCCCACAAUGUGGGCAGGUCAGGAACAUGGCUACCUUGAAAGACAUCACCAUCCGUUUGAAGUCCAUCAAGAACAUCCAAAAGAUCACCAAGUCCAUGAAGAUGGUGGCCGCUGCUAAGUAUGCCCGCGCUGAGAGGCAGCUGAAGCCCGCCCGUGUCUAUGGAAAUGGUGCUGUGGCCCUGUACGAGAAGGCUGAGAUCAAGGCCCCGGAGGGAGUGGCCAACAAGCACCUCCUGAUCGGUGUGUCGUCUGACCGUGGUCUCUGUGGCGCCGUCCAUUCCAAUGUGGCCAAGGCCAUCAAGGCCAAGAUUGCUACCCUCACCGGCGAGGGCAAGGAGGUGAUGGUAGUCAAUGUGGGGGACAAGCUGAGGAACAUCCUGCAGAGGACACAUAGCAAUUACCUGCUGCUCAGCUGCAAAGAGGUGGGCCGCAAGCCCCCCACCUUUACCGACGCUUCCAUCGUCGCCACAGAGCUGCUCAACAUGGGCUACGAGUUUGACCAGGGUGCUGUCAUCUACAACAGAUUCAGGUCUGUGAUCUCCUACAAGACUGACGAGAAGCCCAUCUUCUCCAUUGAUACUGUUGCUAAUUCAGAGAACAUGGGCAUCUAUGAUGACAUUGAUGCUGACGUGCUGAGGAACUACCAGGAGUUUGCCCUGGUCAACAUAAUCUACUUUGGCCUGAAGGAGUCCACAACCAGCGAGCAGAGUGCCAGGAUGACCGCUAUGGACAGCGCCAGCAAGAACGCCUCUGAAAUGAUUGAUAAGCUGACCCUCACCUUCAACCGUACCAGGCAGGCUGUCAUCACCAAGGAGCUCAUUGAGAUCAUCUCUGGAGCUGCUGCCCUGACCUAAAUCACGUGAUCGUAGAUAAAUGGACGAGGUCCUCCUGCCAUCCAUCGCCAGUGGUUCUGGAAUACAUGCUUCUAAAUACGAGAGUUUAUGAACAUUUGUGCUUCUAUUUGUAAAAUAUAUGGGGGGAAUAAUUAACCUCUUACAGAGAAACAUGUUCCCUUCAGAUGUCCUCCUAGUUCCACUCACAAUAAAUCCUACUUGUGACCAUGAAAAAGAUGAGUGUUGAGAUGUUUGAACAUAAACCUAGGCUACAAUUUUACAUUGCUGUUUUGUUUUCCUUCUGCCUGAACAAUGGAAAUGGACUUCCAAAUAUAGGCUAUAGUCUAUGGCAGGUAUUCCCCAACUGGGGUACGCCAAAUAAAAAUACAUUUCAAAUCA